ACCUCCGCCCGAAAACUCACGAGCAGGAGACGAUCUCAAAUCCUAGCCUCCCGGAUUGUUGACAUUCGUAUCUCAUUCUCCCGCGCUUUUUGGGGUCUCAAAGGAGUCCGAGAAGUCGCGAAUGUGUGAAAUCGCCGUCCGAAAAGGCACAUCCGGGAGACGAUCCCACUCUCCGAUCCCUCGGACUGUUGACAUUUAGAUGGUGUUUUUCGCGCGUAAAAUUCUGCUUCUUUCGAUUUUCCUUUUGGAUUUUUCGCCUUUUCGCCAUGGAUGCUGACGGGGACGCAGCAUCUCCAUCGGCUGCAGACAGCUUGGCAACUUCUCGUUCCAAGCGAUCUCGCAAAGACAAGCAUGGACGAUUAGCAGCGCUUGAGAAACUACGAGAGCUGAAGGGGUCCAAAAAUAAAUAUGAAGUCUCGGAACUAGUAAAUGUGUACGAGGAAGUUGAUGAACGGGAGUACUCUCAGAGACGUCAGGAUCGCCUCGAAGAUGAUUGGAUUGUUGAUGAUGAUGGUUCAGGGUAUGUGGAAGAUGGGCGAGAAAUCUUUGAUGAUGAUGCUGGUGAGGAUGAUUUGUUUGUUGGCAAAAAGGCGAAAAAAGGUGGAAAACGCAAGGAAGCAGGUGGCAAGGCCUCUACAGGGUCUGUUGGGCGGCAAGGAGCAGGAAACAUUAAGAAUAUGCUCAUCAACAUGCCAGCGAAAAAGAAGAGAGCUGAAACUAAUAUCCGCCUGGAUGAUGAUGAACUACUGGGAGACAUCCUGCAAGACCUUGAUAAGGAGUCUGACACCAUCCGGCCACCAAUGCCAACAUUGCUCAAGAAGAAGGUGCCAAAACCUCCUAGUGCGGCACCUGUCAAUCCUUUUGCCAGACCACAGGUGACUACUCCAGUGCGAGUGAAGGCCUCGCCCAAACCCUUGAAGCCGAGAACCAUUUCAGAGGAGAAUGUGGUCAAUGGGACAUCACCGAAGGCCAAAAGAUCUCUGGAGGUGAAGGAAGAGCCUCUCUCAGAGCAGAUUGAUGAGUUUGAUUCCAUGGAUGUUAUGGAUAUGGACUUUGAUGAUGAAGAUGUAGAAAAUAUGGAGGCAAUGCUAGUCAAUGAAGAGAAAAAAGCUGCAAUAAAAUUGGAAAAGGAAGAGCCAAAAGAAGAGCUGAAGGAAGUGAAGGAAGAACCACAAGUGAAAGAAGUGAAAACAGAAGUGAAAACAGAACCAAACAGAGGAUUUACUGCCAAGCCAAAGGUAGAUGUUGCUCAAGUCACAACUGGCUGGGAGACUGUUAAGGGGGAAGUAAAGGAUGCCAGCAUUAUGCAAGAUGUCCAGAUUGAUGCUUCUAAGCUACCACUGACCACCAACAGUGAAGGAGAGCAGGUCCUCCGAUUUUAUUGGUUGGAUGCCUAUGAAGACAUAUACAAACAGCCAGGAACAGUGUAUCUGUUUGGUAAGGUUUGGAUUGAGUCGGCACAGACCUACACAAGCUGCUGUGUUGCAGUCAAGAAUAUUGAAAGAAGAAUUUAUAUACUUCCUCGUAGAAAGCGUAUGGACCUAAAGACCAAAGAAGAGUCGGAGGACCCUGUAGGCAUGAUGGACGUCUACCAAGAAUUUAACUCGAAUGUUGUCCAGAAAUACAAAAUUUUGGAGUUCAAGAGUAAGAAAGCGAAGAAGAACUAUGCGUUUGAAAAGUUUGAGGUUCCCAAUGAAGCCGAUUAUUUAGAAGUCCGAUAUUCAGCCAGUCUACCAGCCCUUCCAUCAGACAUUUGUGGUGAAACUUUCAGCCAUGUGUUUGGUACGAAUACCUCCCCCUUAGAAAUUUUCCUUUUGGACCGCCGGAUUAAAGGACCAUGCUGGUUAGAUAUCAAAUUCCCACAGUUGCCUUCACCAGUUGUCUCCUGGUGCAAAGUUGAGGCUGUAGCUGUCAAACCAGAUCAUGUAUCUGUUGUGGCUGGUCUGGUUCCUCCUCCAGUUGUGGUGAUGACAAUGGGCAUGCGAACCACUGUCAACCCCAAGACUCACCAGAAUGAGAUUGCAAUGGUGUCUUGUCUGGUUCAUCAAGAAUUUCCUCUUGACAAGGCAGCACCACAACCACCCUUCCAGUUGCAUUUCUGUGCAAUGUCACAUCCCUCUGAUGUUACAUGGCCAUGGGACCUGAAGGAUGCUUUGCCUAGAUACAGGUCGACUAAGAUUGAGAAAAUGGAAACAGAAAGAGCUCUCCUGGGAUUUUUACUGGCCAAGAUCCACAAAAUUGAUCCAGACAUUGUGGUUGGCCAUGAUAUUUACGGGUUUGACCUUAACGUCCUGCUUCAUCGUGUAAAUGCCAACAAGAUUCCACACUGGUCCCGUCUUGGUCGUUUAAGGCGUACACAGAUGCCAAAGUUAACCGGUAGAGGGUUUGCCGAGAGGUCAGCCAUGUGUGGUCGUUUAGUAUGUGAUGUAAAACUUUCUUCGAUGGAACUCAUAAGAGCCAAAAGUUACGAACUUGCUCCUUUGGUGAAUCAAGUUCUACGCAUUCCAGAGAGUGAAUGCAAGACUUUGACAGUGGAUGAAGUCAAGAAGAUGUAUGAAUCAUCAUCAUCAUUACUUCAGCUUGUAACAAUGACAAUGCAAGAUGCGUCAUAUGUCCUACGUUUAAUGUGUGAGCUGAAUGUACUUCCACUAGCACUACAGAUAACAAAUAUUGCAGGAAAUGUAAUGUCUAGAACACUACUUGGUGGUCGCUCUGAGAGAAAUGAGUUCCUCUUGCUACAUGCAUUUACUGAGAAGAAUUUCAUUCCUCCUGACAAGCAGUAUGGGAAAGCUAAUCAAAAGGGUGAGGAAGAUGUCCUGCCAGAUUUGCCAGACUCAGAGCUGGAGGCUGGAGUUCUCCCAACAGAAAUUCGAAAAUUGGUUGAGAGCAGAAGACAAGUAAAACAGCUGAUGAAACAACCAGAUAUUUCAAAUGAUUUGAAGUUGCAGUAUGACAUUCGCCAGAAGGCUCUGAAGUUAACAGCAAACAGUAUGUAUGGUUGCCUAGGCUUUUCAUUCUCCAGGUUUUUUGCCCGUCACUUGGCUGCUCUUGUCACAGGAAAAGGACGAGAAAUUUUAUUGCAUACCAGAGACCUCGUUCGGAAACUGAACUUUGAUGUCAUUUAUGGAGACACUGAUUCCAUCAUGAUCAACACGAACUGCACAGAUUAUGACCAAGUUCUGAAACUUGGGCAUAAGAUUAAAUCAGAGGUAAACAAGUUGUAUAAGCUACUUGAACUUGAAGUAGAUGGCGUUUUCAAGUAUAUGCUGCUGCUAAAGAAGAAAAAAUAUGCAGCUCUUACAGUUACCAAGCUUCCCAAUGGCCAGACAUUAGAAGAACAAGAAUUGAAGGGUCUUGACAUUGUGCGAAGAGAUUGGUCUCAACUUGCCUCUGAUUGCGGAAGACAUAUUGUGCAGCAAAUUCUUUCUGACCAGGGGCCUGACGAGCGUAUCGACAACAUUCAUUCGCACUUGGAGAAGCUAAAGAAUGAUCUUAAUGAGGGAAAGAUUGGGCUUGAUUUACUUAGCAUCACAAAGUCCUUAACCAAGAAUCCAGAAGACUAUCCUGAUAAGAAAAGUCUCCCUCAUGUCCAAGUGGCACUUCGCAUGAACUCUCGAGGAGGGAAGAAACUGCGGCAAGGAGAUACAGUACAAUAUGUGAUUUGUGAGAUUGGGCUUGAUUUACUUAGCAUCACAAAGUCCUUAACCAAGAAUCCAGAAGACUAUCCUGAUAAGAAAAGUCUCCCUCAUGUCCAAGUGGCACUUCGCAUGAACUCUCGAGGAGGGAAGAAACUGCGGCAAGGAGAUACAGUACAAUAUGUGAUUUGUGAGGAUGGAAGUAAUUUGGCUGCCACACAAAGAGCUUACCAUGUUGAUGAGUUAAAAACCAACUCGACUUUAGUCAUAGACAAGAACUACUAUUUAGCUCAUCAGAUACAUCCUGUAGUUUCUCGUCUUCUUGACCCCAUUGAGGGAACAGAUGCAGCCAGAAUUGCCGAAUGCCUUGGCCUUGAUCCUUCUGGAUAUCGAGUUUCAAAGCAGUAUGGACAUGGUGAAGAAGAGGAAGACUUGUCAACAACAGAAAUACCGGACGAAGAGCGGUAUCGCAUGUGUGAGAGGUUCACUUUCCAGUGCCCUGGGCCAGAGUGUGACACCAUCAUCACCAUGGACUCGGCCUUCAGAGGAGUGGGAACUGGGACGAAUUUAGAGGUGGCUCUGCAAAACUGUCCAAACCCAAAGUGCAAUUUCCCAAUUUAUUCUCGCCUUGCACCAAUUAUCAACAAGCUGAACUUAGACAUAAGAAAACACAUCAUUAAGUACUACAAUGGUUGGCUAAUCUGCGAAGACCCUGGGUGCAGCAACAGAACUCGCCGCAUUCCCCUGCGAUUCUCCCGAGGAUUCCCGAUCUGCAACUCCUGCGAAAAGGGAGUUCUUUUCAGAGAGUACACAGAGUCUCAGUUGUAUAAGCAACUGUGUUUCUACGAUUAUAUCUUUGACUUCCAAAAAGCUUGCCAGAAAAAUAAGGAUGAAAGAAUUCGUGAUGAAACUCUAAGAAAAGCCUACAACAUUCUACAGACAGAAGUACAGAAAAAGUUGAAGCUCAAUUCAUAUUCAGAAGUUAACUUAACCAAGCUGUUUGGAAGCCUCAUGGCCAAACCACAGUCAAGAGGAUCCUGAAAACAAAGGGGCAGUAACCAGGAAAAUUAAUCGUGCAAAAAAAAAAAAAACUCAGGAAAAAAGGAUCCUAAAUUUCAUUAAUUAUUCAUGAACUACAAGCUUCUGUUAGGAAAAGGAAACUACUAAAUAGACAGAAAAAUGGGGGGAAUGUUAGUACUUUAAAGGUUUCCUUGGGAAUUGUGCAUUAGCAUUAGGCUGUAUAAAAAGAUAGAGGUAAAUUUUUGAGUGAAUUUUGUGUGGUAAAUAGGUUAUAGGUUCUUAAAACCUUGAAGUCUAAUAUAUGUAUGUCACACAAUUCCUUUCUUCAGCAAUCUAUAUAUUAUUUAUCAAGGUUUGCAAAGCUUCAAGUUGAUUUUUUUUUUUUGUUUUUUUUGCUGAGUUGCAAUUAUCACAACAUAUUGUAAAUUAAUAAUUCGAGUGAGUCAGUUUUAUUUGUAAUGUCCUUAUUGAUUUCUAGAAUAUGUUCAUACACAAUAUGGUUUUUAGAAGCUCCUUGAAGCCAUUGUAAACGGUUAUGCAAGUCUGAAGUGAAACAUUGUAAAAGAGAAAACAAGAAUAAUAAUUUUACCAUGUGAUGUAAAUAUUUUAUAGAUAUUAUUUAGAAGAAAAAAAAGAUUAAAAUAUACUUAGUAAGUGUAAACUUUAGAAGUUAUUAGAUUGAAUUUGCU
This is a messenger RNA of Penaeus indicus, 5344 nucleotides long. It is a transcript of the gene DNApol-alpha180, whose product is annotated as DNA polymerase alpha catalytic subunit-like. The coding region runs from base 267 to 4676 and encodes 1469 amino acids. Gene Ontology annotation, biological process: leading strand elongation; DNA replication; lagging strand elongation. Gene Ontology annotation, cellular component: alpha DNA polymerase:primase complex. NCBI's taxonomy places the organism in Eukaryota, Metazoa, Arthropoda, Malacostraca, Decapoda, Penaeidae. The record is from RefSeq and is a predicted model, not a curated record. Gene Ontology annotation, molecular function: DNA-directed DNA polymerase activity; single-stranded DNA binding; DNA replication origin binding. The transcript has 29 exons.